UUUGAGGUCCCAACGAAAGACAGCGAAUCACCAUGUUUGCCAGAUUUCUUGCCGAAGAGCACCUGGAUGAGGAUCAUCACGAUGAGGAACAUCACGACGACGAUAAGCCUUGGGGCGAUACCAGGAUCCUUCCGGCUUUCGCGGCAGGAGCUUUAUUAGCGGCCGCCGUUUUCUUGAUGAUUCCGGAGAGCUUGGAAUUGCUGGGUGGCGGACACGAGGACCACGAAGAAGAAUCUACUUCGGAAUUCCUCAAUAGUACUGUCGAGGACGAUCACAACAGCACAUCAGAUGCGGACCACUCACAUUUCCGACGCUUCCUGGAAGCAGAAGGAGAACUAUCGUCGCAUGGAGCUGGGCCUACGUGGAAAUUCGGUGCUUCUCUAUUGGCUGGGCUUCUGAUGCCUAUUUUACUCACCGCUAUAUUCCCAGUACCUGAUAUCGAGGAUUGUGAUGUAUGCGAGAAGCUUCAAGAAAAUGAAGAUUCUGCGCUAUCUCCUGCCGCGGCGGAGACCGUGCGAGAACAAAACGAGGAAGCGAACAGUGAUAAAGCCAAUACCGAAGACAAGACCACAAUGGACGAUGGUUGUGAUGCUGGCGCGUGUGGCCACCCUAGUCACGUAAACAAGGCCGACGAUGGAACCGACGAUUCGGAAGUAUCGGUCAACAAACUAGACAAGUCUAAAUCGGCUCUGCCACUCCAAGGGCACGCAAUCAACUGGGGUCUUGCCAGUAGUAUUCUGCUCGGGGACGCUUUCCACAACUUUUGUGAUGGUCUCUUUAUCGGCAACGCAUUUUUGCUGUGUAGCCGAGAAGUUGCGUAUACAAUUGUUGCUACCACCAUUUAUCAUGAAUUUGCUCAGGAACUAGCAGACUUUGCACUUCUUGUUCAUCAUUGUGGCUUGGGUCGUGUUCGAGCUUUGUUGCUCAACUUUGUUUCGGGCCUUUCUGUUCUUAUUGGUGCACUGAUUAUUCUAGCGUCCGAUCUAUCAGAUCAAGCAACCGGUUCUAUCUUGGCUAUUUCUGCAGGUGUUUACAUCUAUAUUGCUGCUUCUGAAUGUAUUCCUCGUAUUCAAGCGAAACGCAAGACCAUCAAGGACACUCUCAUCUUUGUCUUGUGCUUUGCGACCGGUGCAGUUCCGAUUGGUUUGGUUCUUCUUAACCACGGUCAUUGCGAGGCUGGCCAUGAUCAUGAAGAAGAGGAUCACUAGAAGUGACAACUCAUGGUGUCAACCAUUUAUUAGUGCCUUGACUUUCUUCCCAAACUAGUGCUGUAGUUGCUCCUACGUAUUGAUAAGAUGUAGAGAUUCCUGCUACUUCAC
Messenger RNA from Phaeodactylum tricornutum CCAP 1055/1, 1319 nucleotides. RefSeq lists its product with no specific name. NCBI's taxonomy places the organism in Eukaryota, Bacillariophyta, Bacillariophyceae, Surirellales, Neidiaceae. Gene Ontology annotation, molecular function: zinc ion transmembrane transporter activity. The coding region runs from base 33 to 1208 and encodes 391 amino acids. Gene Ontology annotation, cellular component: membrane. Gene Ontology annotation, biological process: intracellular zinc ion homeostasis; zinc ion import across plasma membrane. The transcript has 2 exons. The record is from RefSeq and is a predicted model, not a curated record.